AUGAGUGAAGAAAACCUCAGCUCUUGGAUUGGUCAACAAAGAAGAUACAAGGAUGUUCCAGCUGUCGUUGUCCGAGAGCUUAAACAUCGCUUGAAGCUAUCUCCCGCCUCCGAAAACCUACUACCACCUGACAACCUUUCUAUCAUGAACCUACUCAUGUACCCCAUUCCCUCGAUCUCCGGCUCUCUUGUGUUCUUUUCUCCUUCAUCAUGGUUCUUCGAUGAUAAACCGACACACGAGAUUUCUGUCACACUAGGUUACCCCCUUCCGUCCAAAAAAUUACUCAACAGCUUGCUGGAUUGCGUAGGACAAGCUAUGCUUGAUGGGAGGCAGUCUAUUUGCAUUGGUUCAAACCCUCCGGCUCGAGCGAUUCAUGUGCCGUUCGAGGUGCUUACUCUCUGGGGUCGGAUGAUUGAGGCUGCUCUUGCACAGGCGAAAUGGAAGAAAGCAAUGAUGUGGCUAGAUGAGGUUGGGGGGAAAAGGAAUGCGAAGGAUAGUGUGCUGAAGGCGAAGGCACUCGUAGCGAAAGCUCAGUGGAGGGGUCGAAUACAAGGACUUGGGUCAGAUCUCACCUUCACAGAGAUGGCCGAUUUCCUCUCUCGUGAAUGGUUAACAGGUAGCCACGUUGACGCGAUGCUUCGCUUUGCUUCGAAUCGACUCUCAAAAGAUUCGAAGCUUUCAGCAUCCCAUAUAAUCACCGUAUCGUCGCUUUCCCAGGCACUCUCCGAGUCUCCAGAUCUCAAGGCCGACCGACAAACAUAUCUUCGAAAGGUGCCCAAGGUUGUUCGCUCCCAUGGUGAACAGUUGGAACAAUCUCCGACUCAUACACUUUGGAUGGUCUCGCAUACCCCUGGACAUUGGACGACAACAAUGAUAUCUCAUAAUAACCGUGAGAUAAAGUGGGGAGACUCACUCAAUCGACCUAUGCCAAGGAAUCUCGGACAAAGUAUCAAGUCAUGGCUUAAUCAACAUUUGCCGACUACGCAAUAUCGUCUCAGCCGCGAGCCACUUAUCUGUGCUACUCAAAAUGACAGCUAUUCUUGUGGAAUUAUUGCCGUGAAUACCAUAAAACAUCAUGUUUUCGGUGACCAACUGUGGACUGCUAACGACCGCGAAACUCUCCGUGUUUGUGAGUUCAACACAAUCAUGGAAUAUUCACUGGAGUAUGAACUACAGCCACUAUCCGAACUCGUUUCAGUUGACGUGGAUGACGAAUUUGAGAUCCUCGAAGAUAGGCUGCCGCGGGAACAAGUCCAAAAUGAUAGACCUGAAAGCGGAACGAACAAUGCGAAUAAGUCUGAUGCUCACUUAGGUCCUCCAAAUGUCGGCCGACUUGCGGAUUAUCGUGAGCCAUGCCUGGAUGGGGAAAUGAAUAAUCCUGCUUCAGUUAUGUCACCGUCUAACUUAGUUCGGUUAACAAGUCAUUCUCCCCACUCAAAACGCAAACAUUCCCCGUCUCCCGUUUUGGAAGUUGGCCACAAACGACCUCGUAAAAUCCUUGCUGAAUCAAAUUCAACAUCUAAGGUCUUCAAUGGUAAAGGUCGUUCGGCAAUCGCAAAAGCCGCCUUAAAUGCCGCUGUUCGGGAUGGAACAUUCAAGCCAAAUAUCAAGAAGUGGUCAAAUUUUGUUGAAAAGAUCAAGCUGCUUGACGCGAAUGCUGAGUUUGACCUCAAGAACAAGCCCCGGCAUGUUCGCCACUCUCUUUGCGGGAAAUGGAUUGUGUUGUCCACCGUGUACGAUGUCUCGUACUUCAAGGGACAUCUUCCUAGAUGUAAAAGAGAUGCCACACUUUCCAACACCCCGACACUUGACACUGGAAUGGGUAUGAUUCAGAUCGUGUCCCGUACCCAAGCCGAAACCAAGGAUCCGAAACUCCCUUGUACUGGUUUGACAAAGAAGGACGAUCCCCGUAUCGAGAACUACCUCAAACGUACGGCCGUCAUUUCUGCAGGUGCAGAUAAGAGUAUCCACAACAUCGCCGCAGAACUUUAUCCUGGAACCCCCUUCAACAAACUCACCCAAAAACGGAAGGAUAAUGUACGCUUGAAGCAAGAACAGCUUCACCAAUGGGCUCUCUUCCACAAGCGGGGUUUGGUUCGGGCAAUUGGGGCUAAAUCUUGUACUGGGUUGAUGGAAAGAUUUGAUGGGAAGGAUGUACCCUGCCAUGCAUGCCGCGCCCUUCUUUCGCACCAUCCGUUUCAAGCCGCAAUCAACAAACCGAUUCCUGAAGAUAGGUAUAGAAACUUUACGCCACAUUUAUAUCAAUCAGCCGCACUUGGAGAGUUAUAUGCAAAGCAUGCCGGGUUGAGUGAGCUCUUUGAAAAUGUAUGUUGA
Molecule: messenger RNA, 2334 nt
Organism: Marasmius oreades (fairy-ring Marasmius)
Lineage: Eukaryota; Fungi; Basidiomycota; Agaricomycetes; Agaricales; Marasmiaceae
Exons: 3
Coding region: 1-2334 (777 amino acids)
Biological process (GO): proteolysis
Molecular function (GO): cysteine-type peptidase activity
Source: RefSeq, a predicted model, not a curated record